GUGACGAGACGCAGUACGUGAUUAGUAACAAUUAGGUAUUUAAACACCUGAAAUGCAGGAUACAUAGAAGUAUCUGGCAGCAACAUGCUUAGUUAUGGCACGGUAGCUGUCUUGAUCCUCGGUGCUGCAUUUGCGGUUCCCAACUCAGAGGAAGUCUGCGUGACCAAUGGAAACAUUUACGAGAAAGGAGACAAAUGGCAGCCUGUCGGUGAAUGUGCUGAAGCCACUUGCAAGGGCAAUGACGAAUACACGAAAUUAGGCUGUGCUCUCAUACGAGUAGAUGAAUCAGCAGGAUGGACCCUGACAGAGGAGGACCCCAGCAAGUCGUACCCUGAAUGUUGCCCGCAACCAGUUCCUCCUGCAUCCACCACUGAGGACCCCUCCUUGCGUUUGCCUUGCUUUGAGGACGGUAAAAUCUACGAGGUAGGACAGCAACGAGACAUUCCUGGCUAUUGUGGGCUUAACGUUUGCGCCGGGAACGACAAAUGGACUCAAGCAGCGUGUGGACUGGUUGCAUUACCAGAAGGUUACACGCUGUCUCCUGAAGAUCCUAGCAAGCCAUACCCGGACUGCUGUUCCAAAGCUGUCCCACCCAAGAAGAAUUAAUCAAUUAUGACUUAUAACAAAUUAAAAAUACAUAUAAUUUUAAGUUCAA
Messenger RNA from Homalodisca vitripennis (glassy-winged sharpshooter), 655 nucleotides. RefSeq lists its product as uncharacterized. Bases 85 to 606 code for a protein of 173 amino acids. The transcript has 5 exons. The record is from RefSeq and is a predicted model, not a curated record. Lineage: Eukaryota; Metazoa; Arthropoda; Insecta; Hemiptera; Cicadellidae.